AUGGCACACCUCUCCCUCUCCCCAGCAGCCAUAUUCUCGCCAUCCGUGGCCCGCCAACAUGCCGCUGCAGCCAAAGAUUGGAACUACGUCGACAACUGGCUGUCGUCAAAAUUCAAUGGCAAAACCCCACCCGCCUUCGAGCGCAACAACGAUACUCUGAAAGCGCUCCUCGCCCUCGCAGCUCUCAACGAAAGCGCCGACGAGGAACAAGAACUGCUAGCAAAAGUAGAGGCCAAGUCUCUCCGUGAUCUGCAGGCGAAGGAGGACGCCGGUCCAGAUACCGACCUUCUACAUUCUCUCGAAGACUCCUUGACGCGCGAGGGGGAGAGCAGUCUCGAUGCGCUAUCAUCCUUGAGCGUCGCACUCAAUCAGCCGAUACCUGAUAUGGAGGCCAUGGGACGCAAAAUCAUAGAUUUGCAUGUUGCUUCUCAUGAUAUGGAUCAAACUGUGGACCGCGUGUCGAUUCUCGAAAAGUAUUUGAAAGCCGAGUUGGAGAAAGUAGGAAAUUUGGUCGAAGAACUCCAAGGGGAGGCGUACCAACCGCCUCCAGACUUGAUGAAGCAAACUGUAGAUUACCAGCGGAGAAUUAAAGGCUUGACCUCCAAAUUGCCCGAAUUAAAGGAGCGGGUUGCCUCCUUGGCCGCUGCUUCAGGGACACCCAUCACAAUCGAAGAGAUACAAGCUGAGGAGAUUAAAUACAAGGCUUUGAUGGCUAAGGUUAAGGACCUGGAAACAAAAGUGAAAAGUUAUCAUGGUCUACCACAAGAUACAGAUCUAGCAAGACUUGAAUUGGAAAGUCUCAGGGUGGAGUUGAGGAGUUUAACGCGGAAACGUGAUAGCAUGUUUGAGGGACUUGUAGAAAGAGAAACACCCAGAAAGUGUGGGUAA
Hymenoscyphus albidus is the source of this 888-nucleotide messenger RNA. The record is from the annotation of a GenBank genome assembly. Lineage: Eukaryota; Fungi; Ascomycota; Leotiomycetes; Helotiales; Helotiaceae.